Molecule: messenger RNA, 755 nt
Organism: Parasteatoda tepidariorum (common house spider)
Lineage: Eukaryota; Metazoa; Arthropoda; Arachnida; Araneae; Theridiidae
Product: glutamate receptor ionotropic, delta-1-like
Cellular component (GO): membrane
Molecular function (GO): ligand-gated monoatomic ion channel activity
Source: RefSeq, a predicted model, not a curated record
ACAAUGCGCGCGAAACUCACUGUCGUGUUCUUAUGUCCUUUUGGUGGAGUUUCUGCAUUACAGUUGUUGCAGGCUACAAUGGAAGUUUGAUGUCUUUCAUGGCUCAUCCAGGAUAUAAUCAGGCUUUACAAACAGUGCCACAACUAGUCGAGGCCAUAAAAUACAAGCAAUUUGCAGUUGGAACUAUUCGUAAAUCUGCUGACUACACCAUAUUUAGGGACUCCGAAGAAGAAGAUCUUCAAGUGAUGCUUGAAUCAAUGGAAUCAAAUCCAAAUAAUAUGGUUCCCCACGAUGUGGAUGGUUUACGAGAAAGCCUCAUACGAGAUUAUGCUUACAUUGGUGGAGAAUUAACCGUAAAAGCAGACAUUUGGGACACGAGACUCUUCUUAUUUGGUCUAGAUUCCUUUCUUCAGUAUGGAUACGCAAUAGCUUUUGCUCCAGAUUUCGACAACAUCGAAAUAUUUAAUAGAAAAAUAUUGCAGCUCAGAGAAUCAGGUGUUGUAGACAAAUGGAUUGAAGAUAUUAUUGAAAAAAGUCAACUUCGAGGACUGUUCGAUGGAUCGGAAUCAGAAAUCAUCGACAGCGAAGAAUUAACUCACAUAUUACGAGUAGACGACGUUCAAGGUGCUUUUGCUCUAUUGUGUAUUGGAUAUGCUGUAGCUGGUGCGUCAUGCGUAAUUGAGGUGCAAGUUAAAAGAUAUAAGCAACGCAAAAAAAGAUCCAGAAAGAGAAAACAAGUAAUCAUGUACAAGUAG